UAUCUGCAUUUCGUACACCGCGCAAGGUUCUUGCAAGAGCAAAAGAAUACCCCUACUAUGUCUGUUUAGUAAAAAAAAAAUUUCCUAUUACUGAAGUGUGUCACUAAAUCUGCAAAAGAGGAGUAAAUUGUAAAUAAUAUUAUAAUACCGCCGUAUAUGCUGUAGCCUUUCGAAUGCUGUCCUUAUGGAUAAUUAUUCCUCUCAGUUAGAAUGGUUGCACCGCGAUCUUCUUUUACAGUAUGUUUCUUAUAUUUAUUGGCACUUUUAUUCCGUCUGUCCGUUCGGGAAUAAAUUAUAUCACCUGACUUGUAUGUAAUUGUCUUACUAUCUUUAUUGUGAUAAUUUAAUACUCUUCCUUGAUUUUGUAGUAAAGUAUCUUCUAUUUCCGGAUACUUUUUCCGAUUGAAGAAUACGUCUUCCGGUUUGCGUAUUUCGUUAUCUGUCAUAAGAUGUUUGGCGUUGGGGUACGCCUAUGUUAAUAUUUGACCUAGGUAGUCAAGACAAUUUAGUUUGUUUUCCAGUUUUCGUAAGUAACAAUAUUUUGAGUACUUAUGAAUGGAGCUGAUGUAUAUAUUAGCCGUAUUUUAUUUGACCAUCAUAAACAUAAAAUAGCUAAAGCAUGGACAACUAAAACGCAUUUAGCUUAUUUUACAUUUUCGCUUAAAUACGCAUUAUGUUGGCGACGCGGGCAAUAACAAUCAGCUUUCAAUUUAUUGCGACAAAAUGUUUGACAUGGAGAAGGGAAAAUUUGAAUUUUUAAAUUUGCAAACAAACUUUUCACAAAAUAAAUACAAAUUUAUAUACAGCAAAAGAAAAGUUCGGACAAAGGCCGAGUCACUCCUAUUCCCGAAGUGAUACCAUGAGAGGAAGAAUUAGUUCCUUCGUGCGCGGAAGAAAAAGUUCGCUUAUGAAAACAUCUUGGAGGACAUGAUAUAUCAAAGAUUUACAGAUACAACGGUUAAUGCCCCUGUAGUGAAAAUGCGAGCGCUUUUGAAGGUGUAUAUAACAGUGAAAGACAAUGAGAUGCAGACUGGAAAUUCUCCUUGUUUAGUAUCGAGCAACCACACCAUAGACAUUGGGACAGAUCCUCAAGAGGCACUGGAGUUGUUAACAGGUUCAACUGAUUUUGAACCAAUGUUCGACGAUAUGCCAAGCACUUCUAGGCAGAGCCAGUCUGCACUAAGCCGUAGCAUGUGCAGACCAAAUGAAGUGUAUCCACAAGAACCGAAAGCAGCAAAUCCUAUUCCAAAUCGUCGUUAUCGUAAAAGCGCUAGAGAACGACAUUUUGAUCAAAAAAUCUAACUAAAAAUCAUUUGGGGCUGUGCCGGGACACACCGGGCCGUUGGUUUUAACGUGAAACAUCUAUGUUAGUGAAUCGCUUUUAGAGUAAAUGAUUGAAAUGAAAACAAGA
Messenger RNA from Bactrocera latifrons, 1411 nucleotides. RefSeq lists its product as uncharacterized. The record is from RefSeq and is a predicted model, not a curated record. The transcript has 4 exons. The coding region runs from base 928 to 1302 and encodes 124 amino acids. Lineage: Eukaryota; Metazoa; Arthropoda; Insecta; Diptera; Tephritidae.